Penicillium alfredii is the source of this 2037-nucleotide messenger RNA. Its product is annotated as arginine--tRNA ligase. The transcript is spliced from 4 exons. Bases 1 to 2037 code for a protein of 678 amino acids. Gene Ontology annotation, molecular function: ATP binding; arginine-tRNA ligase activity. Gene Ontology annotation, cellular component: cytoplasm; mitochondrion. Gene Ontology annotation, biological process: arginyl-tRNA aminoacylation; mitochondrial translation. The record is from RefSeq and is a predicted model, not a curated record. NCBI's taxonomy places the organism in Eukaryota, Fungi, Ascomycota, Eurotiomycetes, Eurotiales, Aspergillaceae.
AUGGCGUCCGCAGCCAACCUCCCCGCCUCCGUGGAGGCCCUGUCCCUCCAGUCGACGACCCGGACCUCCAAAUUUGCCGGCUGCUUUCCGUCGCUGAACCCUAUGGACAUCUACCGAGAGCACAUCGCCGAGGAACUGGGCAAGGCGACGGGCAUUGACUCUGAGAAGAUCUACGCUCGUCUCGCGUGGACGAACACCCUGGACAAGGGCGACUUGUCGCUGGCGCUAAUGUCGCGUCGUUCCCAUCAGGCCCCCGCUCUCCAGAUCAAGAAAAACCCGCAAGAGCUGGCUAAGGAACUCGCCGAGAAGUUCCCCCAGUCAGACCUGAUCCAACCCCCCACCUACUUCGGCACCCACAUGCAGUUUUUCUGCAAGCCUCGGCCUCUGGCCAACACGGUCCUUCGUCGCAUCUUGACGGAGAAGUCGGCAUAUGGCACAAACGGCAACCAGGGUCUGAAGGACCCGUCGGACCCUUCCAAGGGCCAGAAGAAGAUCAUCAUCGAGUUCUCCUCGCCGAACAUUGCCAAGCCCUUCCACGCUGGUCACUUGCGCAGCACCAUUAUCGGUGGUUUCUUGGCCAAUGUGCACACGGUCAUGGGAUGGGACGUCGUGAAAAUGAACUAUCUCGGUGACUGGGGCAAGCAAUACGGUCUGCUGGCGAAUGGAUACAAGUACUUUGGUAACGAGGAGGCUCUUACCAAGGACCCUAUCAACCACUUGUUCGAUGUCUAUGUCAAGGUCAACCGCAUUGUCGGCGACCAGGAGAAGCCCAUCGAGGAUUUCAAGAAUCAGAUCAAGAGCAAGAAAGAGAAGUCUGAGGACGUGUCGGAGCUGGAGGCGGAGUUGGCCAAGCUGGUGGAUGUCAGCGAGGACGAGAAGGCCCGUCGUUACUUCAAGAGCAUGGAGGAUGGCGACCAGGAUGCGCUCGCGCUCUGGCGCCGGUUCCGUGACCUCAGUAUUGAGAAGUACAAGCAAACAUAUGCCCGUCUCAACAUCGACUUCGAUGCCUACUCGGGUGAGUCGCAGGUCAAGGGCGAGAGCAUGACUGCGGCAUAUGAGGCCAUGGAAAAGGCCGGAGUGUCUGAGAAGUCCGAAGGUGCGGUGAUUGUCGACUUUACCAAGCACGGUGCCAAGAAGCUGGGCAAGGCCAUCAUUGUUCGCAAGGAUGGCACGCCGCUUUACCUGACUCGUGACAUCGGCGCGAUCACCGAGCGUGAAGAGGAAUACCACUUUGACAAGAUGAUAUACGUGGUUGCCAUGCAGCAAGACCUUCACCUGGCCCAGCUCUUCAAGAUUACUGAGUUGAUGGGCCACAAGGAUCUGGCCAGCCGCUGCCAGCACAUCAACUUUGGUAUGGUCCGUGGUAUGAGCACCCGCAAGGGUACUGUCAAGUUCCUGGAUGAUAUUCUGCGGGAUGUCGGCGAGAAGAUGCACGAGGUGAUGAAGAAGAACGAAGUGAAGUACCAGCAGGUUGAAGAUCCGGUCCAGACGGCCGACACCCUGGGUAUCACGGCCGUUAUGGUGCAAGACAUGACUGGCAAGCGGAUUAACGGUUACGACUUUAACCUGGAUGCCAUGACCUCAUUCGAGGGUGACACCGGCCCGUACCUGCAGUACGCGCACGCCCGUCUCUGCUCGAUGACCCGCAAGUCGGGAUUGAAUGUAGACGAGCUGAGCACCGCCAACUUCGAUCUCCUGACCGAGCAGCACGCCGUCGACCUGAUCCGCCUGCUGGCACAGUGGCCGGAUGUGCUGCUGCAGACCGCCAAGACCCUCGAGCCCAUCACGGUUCUGAGUUACCUCUUCCGCAUGACACAUAUGCUGAGCUCGAGCUACGAGGUGCUCAACGUGAUCAACAGCGAACCCGAGCUGAAGAAGGCGCGCAUGGCUCUAUAUGCCUCGGCGCGCCAGGUUCUGAACAACGGCAUGCGGGUUCUCGGUCUGAACCCCGUCGAGCGUCGGCGAUGUAUCCCCGGUCAAGUCGGCCGCGUGCGGCAGUCGGGCUCCAAGUACAAGGCCGAAGAGGCCGGGAAAUGA